CCCGCCCCUCCCGGCCGCGCCUGCUCCGCCCCGAGGCUCGGGCGGGAGGUCGCGGCCAUGGCGGGGCUCUGCGACCCCAGCGCCCCCGCCGCCCGCUGGAAACGCCACAUCGUGCGGCAGCUGCGGCAGCGGGACCGCACGCAAAAGGCACUCUUCCUGGAGCUGGUGCCGGCCUAUACCCAUCUCCUAGAGAAGGCCGAGCUGCUAGCCAAGUUCUCAGAGAAGCUGCAGCCACAACCAAAUGAUGUCACCCCCAGCACCCAGCAGGGCUCCUGGGAGGUCGGCGGGGAGGAGAAGUCAAGCUCUGACUCAGACCAAGUCUCAUCACUAGCCACUCUGAGAGUAAAGUGGCAGGAAGAAGAAGAGGGGGUCCGGCUGGUCUGUGGUGAGAUGGCCUACCAGGUGGUGCAGAAGAGCGCAGCCCUGGGCACCAUGCAGUCAGAGCUGGAGGAGCGGCAGGGCAGGCUGGCGGCUCUGGAGGCCCGCGUGGCGCAGCUGCAGGAGGCGCGGGCUCAACACGCCCUGCAGGUGGAGGCUCGGCAGGCGCGGAACGCCGCGCUCCGAGCGGACUACGAGGCGCUGCGCGCGCACUCGGAACAGCAGGAGGCGGCACUGCGCAGGCUCCAGGAGGAGGUGCGCGACCUGCUGGAGAGGCUUGUGCAGGGCAAGGCGCGGGCCGCUGCCGAGCGCAACCUGCGCAACGAACGCCGGGAGCGGGCCAACCAGGCGCGGGUGUCCCAGGAACUGAAGAAGGCUGCCAAGAGGACUGUGAGCAUCAGCAAGAGCCCAGACACCCUAGGUGAUGGGAUCAGAGAGGAGACUGAGAGUCAGGCAGCUGAGCCUGAGUCCCUGGAGAGGGAAACGUGUGAAAAAUGGAAGAGGCCCUUCAGGUCUGCCUCGGCCACCUCCCUGACACUGUUCCGCUGUGUGGAUGUGGUGAAGGGGCUGCUGGACUUCAAGAAGAGGAGAGGUCACUCGGUUGGAGGUGCUCCCGAGCAGCUAUACCAAAGCAUCCCAGUGUGUGUGGCCGCCCGACUUCCAACCCAGGCUCAGGAUGUGCUGGACGCCCACCUCUCUGAGAUCAAUGCUGUUCAGUUUGGCCCCAGCAGCAGCCUCCUGGCCACUGGCGGGGAUGACCGUCGUAUCCACCUCUGGAACGUUGUGGGAGGUCGCCUGGAGGCCAACCAGACACUCGAGGGAGCUGGUGGCAGCAUCACCAGUGUGGACUUCGACCCCUCGGGUUCCCAGGUUUUGGCAGCUACUUACAACCAGGCUGCCCAGCUCUGGAAGGUGGGAGUGGCACAGUCCAAGGAGACACUAUCUGGACACAAGGACAAGGUGACAGCUGCCAGAUUCAAGCUCACAAAGCACCAGGCGGUGACUGGGAGCCGAGACCGAACAGUGAAGGAGUGGGACCUUGGCCGUGCCUACUGUUCAAGAACCAUCAAUGUCAUUUCCUAUUGUAAUGACGUGGUAUGUGGAGACCACAUCAUCAUUAGUGGUCACAAUGACCAGAAGAUCCGGUUCUGGGACAGCAGGUUACCCAGUUGCACCCAGGUCAUCCCUGUGCAGGGCCGGGUCACAUCCCUGAGCCUCAGCCGGGACCAAAUGCACCUGCUCAGCUGUUCCCGAGACGACACCCUCAAGGUGAUCGACCUGCGCGUUAGCAAUAUCCGACAGGUGUUCAGGGCUGACGGUUUCAAAUGCGGUUCUGACUGGACCAAAGCCGUGUUCAGUCCUGACGGAAGCUAUGCACUGGCCGGCUCUGGGGACGGCGCCCUCUACAUCUGGAACGCGGACACGGGGAAACUGGAGAGCAGCCUCCGGGGGCCUCACUGCGCUGCGGUGAACGCCGUGGCCUGGUGCUCCUCGGGGAGCCACGUAGUGAGCGUGGACCAGGCCAGGAAGAUGGUGCUCUGGCACUAGGGCCACGACUUCCCGCCUGAACUGGAGCUCUGGCACGAAGCCUGCGGACCUGGAGCCAUUGCCCUCUGCCCCGCAGGGCCCGAGCCAGUGGGGUGGGAAAGGAGCAGGGUUGUUGUUGUUUUUUUUCUUGUUUUUCUGGAUUUAAUGAAUGAAGGCCUGGCAGGACCUGGCCCGUUUGGUUGUAAAUCCAAAUGUAUUUCCUCACUUCUCCCCUAAGUGGGAAACCACUGGACUGUG
This is a messenger RNA of Perognathus longimembris pacificus (Pacific pocket mouse), 2163 nucleotides long. It is a transcript of the gene Atg16l2, whose product is annotated as autophagy related 16 like 2. Bases 58 to 1926 code for a protein of 622 amino acids. Gene Ontology annotation, molecular function: protein binding. The record is from RefSeq and is a predicted model, not a curated record. NCBI's taxonomy places the organism in Eukaryota, Metazoa, Chordata, Mammalia, Rodentia, Heteromyidae. The transcript has 18 exons. Gene Ontology annotation, cellular component: autophagosome membrane. Gene Ontology annotation, biological process: autophagosome assembly; negative stranded viral RNA replication.